UUAUGACAUCAUGCUGAGUGCUAACAAAACUAGGACAAGAUAAGAUUUUGAUCACUUAACAACUGGAAUAGAUACCUAAAACAAAAGAUGGAAUCUGAAAGCAUUAGAUCUAUUUAUUCUAGAAAUCAUUCUAGACAUCUUAUGAGGGUUACUAUACAGUUGUGUUUGAUUCAGUUCAUUGCCAUGAUUGUUCUUGCGAUUAUAAUUUUUGUAUUACUGCUUGUAACGAUAAGUUUAAUACCUAAUUCAACUGGAAAAAACCCUGACUUUCAUUCUCUUGAAAUUGAAAUUGGUGAUAAACUAGGCAACAGCUCUUUGCUUGUACCAAUCAGGUCACAAACGUCAUCAACAGUAACAUUUUAUUCAAAUGAAGAACCAUAUACUAUCCUGUUAUCCAAUGAUAUUCCAUCAACUAUCACAGACUACCUUCCACUGCAGCAACUACCCUUGCUGUCAGAGCGAUCAAAGUCUGUAUACAGAGGAGAUUUUAAUUACCUUGAAAGUAAUGAGCCUAUUUAUUUGCUCUCUGGGUCUUCAAUUAUGUACAACAUAACGAUAAUUUUGACAAGAAGUAUUAGCAUUGUUUAUCCAGCUUGCCUCUAUCUUUUUACAAAUGAAACAUGUUACAACGAUUUUCUGAUGCUAAUACAAAAUAAUGUUACAUAUAAUGAUUCGCAUUGUUUUUUUAUACCAGAAGUGACACAGGAAAGAACAACUAAAACCGUUUCACAUUCCUUUAACAUAAAAAAUCCUGGAGUGUAUUAUGUUGGUAUACAGUUACAGAGUGGUGUUACUGUACAAGCCAAUGCUUCUGUUGUACAAGUAUAUUAUAAUACUACUGGACUUCAAAAGCAAACCAAUUGUAGUAGUGUCUUGAUCUGUUCAGUUGAUGUAUGCAAAACAAGUUGUAGUCAUGAAACAACUACUUAUUUUCUUGUCAAACCAGUAAAUAAAACUUCUAUUCACUAUAACUCUACAAGUCUACAAGUUACAAAUGAAUUAAGCUCCAGUAGUGUUAUUGUAGUUAUAACAUUAACCAUAAUUAUGAUAUUGGUCACUCUGGUUUGUUUUUGUAUGUGCCACAAUAGAAAAAGACUUUCUAACUGUAUUCAUAACAUUAGCUCUAAAUUGAAAAGCAUGAGAGUAAACUUAACUUGUUUGCAAUGCUUAAGAAAUAGAGCUUCAACAUCCCAAAGACUUUCCUCCUCAGUACAAUUUAUUGAUCUGCUCUCUACUGAAAAUCAACCAUCAGAUGAUGAGUCUACUACUUCAACCAGUUCAAUGCAUGCAUUAAUAGAACCAAUUGCACAGAGAAAUGCAUGUCAAUUACCAAUUGUUGAAGUACAAGCAGGUCUAGUACAAACUGUAUUGCUAGAGUCAUGUGAAAAUGAUGUUCCAACAUUACCUGUGCCUCAAAUUGAUAUGGAAUCUGUGAUGGAACCAAUGUAUUGGAAAACUAGUGACCAAAUGUUUAACAGUUAUAUAGUCAAUGAUAGGCUACUUAUAAAAAUGAAAAAUGCAUUUGGUGAGCUACAAAAGCUAUCAUUAGACAGGAGUGGUUUAGUGUAUCACUGUAGUCAGUAUGGAGUGACUCUCAUUAUUCCAGAGGGAGCAGUACAAGAGUCAGCUACUGUAUGGUUUGGAGUAUGUCUCUUCAGUGAUAAGUUUAAGUUUGGUGAUUAUGUACCAGUCACUCCUAUUGUAUGGGUACACAUUGACCAAAAGCUGGAUAAAAGUGCAGAACUGUACAUUCCACAUCAUAUUGCUAUUUCCAGUGAAGUUAAUCUACAGCAAUUCACAGUAUUAACAGCUCGUGAUGAUGACUGCUCUGAUGUUAUAACUUUCCAGGAAAGUUAUGGAAUACAAGUUCAAGUUUCACCUGGGUUAUUUAAAAUUUUGUCCUCUCACUUUUGUUCUAACUGUGUUGCUAUCCAGAAGCGAAAAUACAAAUCCAUACCCAGGAGGUAUUUGAUAGCACGAGCUGAUAAGAAAAAUGGAAGGGAAUUAUUAGUACAAUUUAUUUUUCUAUGCCAACAAAAAGGCUGCAAGAAGGUUGUUGAAGAGCAGUGUGCUAAAGAAGGAUUUAAAAUAUCAUUUUAUGAACCAGUCACAUUUACUGGUGAUGGUCAAGUAUCACUAUCUUUUGAGCCACAUAGUGUCCCUGGUUGGAAAAGAGAAGAAGUCGGGUUUUCCAAAGACUAUAUUUCUAUUCAAGAUAUCGAUUAUUAUCAAAUGAUGGGAUGUGAAAAUGCUGCAGAAGUGACUGAAGAUGAACUUGAACGACUCGAAAUGCUGGAAGAUCUUCUCUCUUAUCCUCCUCGUUUCAGAAUACAGUUUACAUCAGAUGCAGUAGUUGAAAGAAGUGAAAAAGUGAUAGUUCGAUUCAAUCAAGUUUAUCCUCCUGUAAAAAAUACAAUCCUGUUAGAAGGUUCUCUAGAAUUACCUCUUUCUCCAGCUUCAUCUGCAAGUAGUACUAGAUCUGGUAUUGAUCUAAUGACAUAUGCAAGUGAUUUAUUGUUUGGAGAUUGUCUUAGCAUUAUUACAAGUGAAAGAGGUCUAAGAGAAAGAUGGUUCGACUUUGGAUACAGAUUAGGUCUUACCCUUGGUCAGCUGCAGGACAUUGAACUAACAAGCACUAAUUCUGUUCAACCAAUCAGGAAAGUUAUAAUACAGUGGAGAGAUCAGAAUAGAUCAGAAUCGUGGGAGCCUUUAGCAGCAGCUUUGGUCAAGAUUGGUUUUGAAGAUUUAGCACACAGAGUCAAAGAUCAUUUUGAAUCUCCUUCUACACCUGAACCAGAACCUGAAGAUAAAGAAGACCAUUAUAAGGGAGUUUACUGUAAGCUCUGUAAUAAAUAUCAUCUUAAUUUUGAGGACAUUCAACACAAAAUACCAAAAGCUGAUUCUCCUCCUGAUAUGGUUGAUCUUAUUAACUUGGUAGCUGUGAAGAUUCAAGACAAGUUUUAUGAAUUUGGAACAGCACUUCAUUUGGAUGAUGGUUUCUUGAGGAGUCUUUAUGUCGAUUAUCACGAUUCUUUGGUAAGGUUCAUUGUGAUUCUGAACAGAUGGAAAGAUAAUGGUCCUGAUGCAUACACAUGGAGUACUGUCAUUAAGGUACUUCAGUCUGAUGCUAUUGGAGCUAGCAAAGUAGCUCAGAAUGUCAUGAAGCAUCUUACCACUAAUACAGAGGCAGCAGAGUAUGCUUCCAGUUAAUA
Messenger RNA from Amphimedon queenslandica, 3212 nucleotides. RefSeq lists its product as uncharacterized. Gene Ontology annotation, molecular function: protein binding. The coding region runs from base 88 to 3210 and encodes 1040 amino acids. NCBI's taxonomy places the organism in Eukaryota, Metazoa, Porifera, Demospongiae, Haplosclerida, Niphatidae. The transcript is spliced from 10 exons. Gene Ontology annotation, biological process: signal transduction. The record is from RefSeq and is a predicted model, not a curated record.